Plutella xylostella (diamondback moth) is the source of this 1167-nucleotide messenger RNA. Its product is annotated as G patch domain-containing protein 4. Lineage: Eukaryota; Metazoa; Arthropoda; Insecta; Lepidoptera; Plutellidae. Gene Ontology annotation, cellular component: nucleolus. Gene Ontology annotation, molecular function: nucleic acid binding. The record is from RefSeq and is a predicted model, not a curated record.
ACGAGACUUUUGUUUUUUGAGGUUAUCAAUUUAUUUACGUGUUAUUUAUCAAUUUAUUGAAUCAAGUUUCUAUGGUUUAUCACACUAUGAAUAGUUUAUAAAUAAAAUUAAAGGCCUUACUGAAAGUCAUACUGGCCGCACAACAUGAAUUUCGCUCGUAAACAACUUGAAAAAUACGGAUGGAGUGAUGGGAAAGGCCUAGGUAAACACGAGAAUGGCAUAUCAGAAGCGUUGAAGCCUAAACUGAAGCGAAGCGUCACGGGUGUUGGGCACGACGCAGCCAAGGACUUCACGGAGCACUGGUGGACCACCCUGUAUGAUAAGGCUGCGGGGAAUGUUCAGGUUGAAGAUAAAAAUGGGAAGACAAAAAAAAUAAAAACUAAAGACGAAUUUGAAAUAACAAACAGCACAUGGAAAUUAAAAAGAAAAAAGAAGGAGGUUGAAGGGGAACAGUAUGCAAACUUCUUUGUGAAAAAGGCAAUUUUGGCCAGUGGAGGGGUAAAGACUACUAAAGUAGAUGAAGCAGAUUCCAGUGAUGAUGAUGAUGAUGAAAAAGACUCAAAGGAUGUCUUCAAGAUGACUGAUGAAGAACUGUUUGCAGCUUGUGAAGGGAGGACUGCCCAUAAAGGUGCCCGCCAUGGCCUAAGAGCCACAGGUAAAUUGGCUAGAAUAGCCCAACAAGAGCAAGAACUUCUGAACCAGCAGAGGUUUGAAGGUUAUUCACAUUACAAAAAGGCAAAGACCGAAGGAGGUGAACCAAAAAAUAUGUCAGUUGAUGAUCAGGCUGGAAAGAAAAAGAAUAAUGAAAAUUAUGAGCUGCCAGAUGCUUGUAACACUCAAAGCUCCGAAGAAUCACUACCCAAAAUUUAUGAUCAGAGAGGAAAGAAAAAGAGGAAAAAGAAUAAUGAAAAUUGUGAGCUGCCAGAUGCUUGUAAUACUCAGAGCUCAGAAGAUUCACAAACCAAAAUUAAAAAGAAGAAACGGAAAAAUAAGGAUGUCGAAGAUGAGACUGUUGUUGAUAGAGCACCUGAGGUUGCUGGAAAUGAAGAAGUGGCUUCUAAAAAACGUAAAAAGAAGAAAAAAGACAAGCAAGUAGAAAGUGGCGACGUAGAUAGUUAAAUGUAGCUGAUGAAAAUAGGAGUUCUGUAAAUAAAGCAAUAUUUUGGA